Molecule: messenger RNA, 1206 nt
Organism: Penicillium olsonii
Lineage: Eukaryota; Fungi; Ascomycota; Eurotiomycetes; Eurotiales; Aspergillaceae
Source: the annotation of a GenBank genome assembly
AUGGCACUAUCUCCCUUCAGCUCUCGGUCUCCUACGACCGUGCACUCGCCGAACACCGCCAUCCGGCUUCGAGCGACCGCUGCUCAAAACUCAGUCUCUGGGACAGCUGCUGCCGCGGCUUCUCAGCCAGUGCAGCACGGGGAUCGCGAACUCACUGAGCAACUUAACAUCGAUGUGCGGGAGAGAUAUGUCAAAGACAAGAAAGUUGGAGAAGGAACAUACGCGGUGGUAUUCGUUGGCCACCUCCGAGACGACCCCUCAUCCCUCGUUGCGAUCAAGAAAAUCAAAGUGAACGCGGAAUAUAAAGAUGGGCUAGCUAUGGAUGCGGUUCGUGAGGUGAAAUAUCUUCAAGAACUCAAGCAUCCUAACGUGAUCGCUUUGCACGACGUCUUUUCCUCUAAAGAUCAAAAUCUCAGCCUGGUCCUCGAGUUCCUUCCAGGUGGAGAUCUAGAGAUGCUGAUCAAAGACAGUGACGUCCAAUACGGCGUGGCAGACAUCAAAGCUUGGAUGGGCAUGCUUGCUCGAGGUGUCUGGUGGUGUCACGAGAAUUUUAUCCUUCAUCGGGAUAUCAAACCCAACAACUUGUUGAUCGCGGCGGACGGAGAGGUCAAAUUGGCCGAUUUCGGCCUGGCCCGGUCCUUCGCUGAUCCGGGAUUCCGAAUGACUUCGCAGGUCAUCACUCGGUGGUAUCGCCCCCUCGAGCUGCUCUAUGGGGCCCACCAUUACUCCGGGGCUGUAGAUGUGUGGUCGAUGGGCAUGGUCUUUGCCGAGCUUCUCAUUCGAGUUCCUUUCGUUGCCGGGAACACUGAUCUGGACCAGGUCUCGAAGAUUUGCGAGGCGUUCGGGACGCCCACGGAAGAGAAUUGGCCCGGGGUGAGCAAAUUACCCCACUACAUUGCAACGGACAAGAACCAGGUGAUGCCACUACAAGGGCGUGAUUUCUUCAUGCGCCAAUUCCCCACUGCAGGCCCCGUGGGUGCCGAUCUGCUGAUGGCAAUGUGCACCCUCGAUCCCCGCAAGCGGCAUACGGCGGUUCAGUGUCUUCAUCACAGCUGGUGGACCGUUGACCCUCGGCCGACGCAGAAUGAGAACCUCCCGCGCAAAUCCGGUGGGACUAAAAAGAUGGGGGAUGAUCUGGCCCGACGGGAUCUCGACGAGGGCCUGUUCAAGAGUGCUGCCCGACAGCUCGACUUUGGCAUGAAAUAA